UCUCUCCCUAAAGCAUGUCUGUUCCUUGAAGAGGAGAAAAAGUCUUUGUCUUUCCUUUAGCUUAAUUAGCAGCUCCUCUCUUUACAGCCCACUUCCCCUUUUUUCUUUCUUUCUCCGAUCUUUAUAUUGUCCCAGGGUUGGAUUUUGAAGAAUUAAGGCAUCACCAGAAGAUCGGUAGAAUAAAAAUGUUCCGUAAAGGCGAUUAUUUCAGGGAACAGUCUUUGAAUCCGAUUCCUGAUCUCUCCCUUCACAUUAGCCCUCCAGACAGUGCUCCUUCCUCAAUCUGCACUGCCACCAAUGAUUCUUCCUUUGAUAUCCGCGGCAGAGACGAUGGCAUAAGGUCCCACAGCGACGGUUCCGUCAAACCUGCAGGUUCCCAAGCCUACACAGACCUCUCCUUAGCAAAUCCGAACUCAGAAGCGGAAAACAGCCCCUGGACAAGAAAUAUCAAUCAAGGGAUCUCUUUGCUUGAUGUUUCCGGCCUUAAACCCAUAAAGGGGAUUCCGGUGUACAACAACUGUAUGUUCCCCAUUUCAGGUUCGGAUUUUCGAGACCUAGAUCAUAAUAGGCUGCGGUUUUAUCAAACACCAUCUCCAAUUACUCCAGCUAAUUCUGCAGUCUUGCACUCGACUGAUGAGCCUUGUAGGAUAGGAAGUACUGCUAGGUUUAAUGGGAUCUCUUUGGAAACAAUCAGACCCCGGUUUCAGUUUAACCAAUAUGGAGCGUCUUUGGCUUCUUCUGAGUUGUGUAAUGGUAUGAACAGAUCAAGGUUUAUACCUCCAAAGUUACAGAAGAGGAACAUGAGGGCUCCUCGAAUGCGUUGGACCAGCUCUCUUCAUGCUCGUUUUGUUCAUGCUGUUGAACUCCUCGGCGGCCAUGAAAGAGCGACUCCGAAGUCAGUUUUGGAGCUAAUGGAUGUGAAAGAUCUAACACUUGCUCAUGUGAAAAGCCAUUUACAGAUGUAUAGAACUGUUAAGAGCACUGACAAACCUGCAGCUUCAUCAGAUGGAUCUGGAGAUGAAGAAUUUUUGCCUCCCAGAAACACCCCUGAGCACUGUUCAUUAAACCGGAGUACUCGAUCUGGCAGUCCAAAUUUACCUAGAGAAUAUGUCAGUAAUAUUGCCCAUUCUUCCCCUAAUCUCUGGAGAAACUCUUCUUCUAGUGGAGGAGAUUGUUUGUCGCAUUCAAGGAAUCCAGGUGAAACUGCACCAGAAACCAUAUCAUCUCAACAAACAACAGAAAACCAGUUUGAUGAGGGAAGCAGUUUUGCUCAAUCAAAUAGGUUUUCUGGUUCAAACUCAGAUCACCUCCAUAAUCCAAGCUUGGAGUUCACCCUAGGAAGACCUGACUGGCAGAAUAAAGAACAUGACUAAGUUAUAAGUAAAUUGGUACACUACCUAAAUUUCAGCCUAAAACCCCAAAAAUGGGGAAGGAAAAAAAAAGUUGAAUGCAUAUAUUCAUGUCUACAUAUUAAUGUUUUUGAUCCAAUUCGAUGUUGGUGAAGUGAUGUUAGUUCUGAUUAGAUGAAAAGAAAAGAAUUAGGUUUAUAAUAUAUGGUGCAUUAUAAGGUUAAUAUUCGAUCUGCUUUUUAUUAUGUCUAGUGGGGUGAGUUGAGAGUGAUUAGUGUGUGAAAGCUUGACCUUAUUUUUCCAAAAAGCUAUGAAAAAAGGCAUUGUGGGUGUAAAGACGUGGAGAAUAUUGGAUUCAUACAUGCAUAAAGAGCUGCUUCUUUAGAUAUAAGAUGCAUUUGGCUACUAUUAACCCAUCAUGGGUUAGAGAAUUGAGAUUUGGAAUUGUGUUAGCAUUGCGGGGUGCAGUCUGUCCCAUCUCAAUUGUAUGCUUUAAUACUUUUACAAAAUGUUGGUGACUACUGCUCAAAUCUUGGGACAGAUAUGAUUCCAUCAACUUUUUCUUUUUCUUUCUUUUUUUUUUUUUUUUUUUUAAAAUUUUUCAAUCUUAAUUAGCUUUUACACAUAUAAAGCAUUUUGUGGAUUCUAUUCCAUCCAUGAUUGCUUGCAUGUCUAGUGUUGGGAAGCUGUCUGUUUCAUAAAUUUCAUUGAUAUUGCAACAGAGAAAAGACAACUAAACUGAAAGAUGCAGGAACAGCUAAGAAUGGAAUGGAACAUCAAGGACAAUAAUGCCUUUGUAAUGUUCAUUGAAUAAGUCUUGCACCUGCUGGUACCCUGCAAGUAAGAAUGAAGAAACUGGAUCUUC
Rubroshorea leprosula is the source of this 2214-nucleotide messenger RNA. Lineage: Eukaryota; Viridiplantae; Streptophyta; Magnoliopsida; Malvales; Dipterocarpaceae. The record is from the annotation of a GenBank genome assembly.